UUAUAUUCAUUAAUCUUGUGUUCUUCAAAUUCUUACAGGCUACAGAUCUCUUCUUCUUCAUCAUCUUCGCUUCAUCUUGUUCAUUAAAAUUCCAGCUUCCAACUUAACGAGAUUGUUAAAAAAACAAAAGUUUGUUCUUUUAAUUUAUAUUCACUGUCAUUUCGAGUUUUUUGCAAUGGCACCAAGCUUUGACUCGGCAGUCUCAAGCCUCCUCUGCGCAGAAGACAACACCAUCUUUGGCGACGAUGACGAUUAUGAGGAGGAGUCUCGAGAGACUGCAUGGUGUACUCGUCAUAGGAAUCAUCGAAGCCAUGGCCGUAAAAGCCGGAGCUUUAAUGGUGUUUAUGAUGAUGAUGAAAAUGGACUAGUAUUGCCAUUGCAGAGUGAUGAGUGUUUAGCUUCAAUGGUUGAGAAAGAGUUUCACAACUUGCCCGGUUUUGUUGAUUACUUGAAGAGGUUGAGGAGUGGGGAUUUGGACCUCCGGGCUAGAAAAGAGGCUGUUGAUUGGAUUUCCAAGGCAAAUGCACAUUUCAGUUUCGGACCUCUUUGUUCAUAUUUGUCAAUAAACUACUUGGAUCGCUUCCUGGCCGCCUAUGAAUUACCAAAGGGCAAAGCUUGGACUAUGCAAUUGUUGGCUGUGGCCUGUUUAUCACUUGCAGCCAAAAUGGAGGAGACUCAAGUCCCACUCUCUCUAGAUUUGCAGGUUGGGGACUCAAAAUUUGUGUUUGAAGCCAGAACCAUACAAAGAAUGGAACUUCUUGUGUUGAGCACAUUAAAAUGGAAAAUGCAGGCAGUUACACCUUUCUCCUUCAUAGAUUAUUUCCUCCACAAGAUCAAUGAAGAUAAUAAAAUCCCACUUAGAGCUUCUAUCCAACGAUCAAUCCAACUUAUCAUGGCCACAGUAAAAGGAAUUGACUUCUUGGAAUUCAGGCCUUCAGAGGUCGCAGCAGCAGUGGCAAUAUCUGUUGCUGCAGAAACUAAAACAGUGGACAUUGAGAAAGCAAUCUCUGUGCUAAUUCAACAUGUAGAAAAGGAGAGAGUGAUGAGGUGUAUUCAAAUGAUGGAGGAUUCAAUAUUGAUUAAUGGGUCAGUGGGUUUGGUCCAGUCCGUGCCCCAAAGUCCAAUAGGGGUGUUGGAUGCUGCAGCAUGCUUGAGCUAUAAAAGCAAUGAAACAACAGUUGAGUCAUGUGCAAAUUCCUCUACUUCUUCUUCUUCUUCCCACAGUAAUUCAGACACCAAAAGAAGGAAGCUAAACAGAACUUCUGAAGUAGAGCUUCGAUGAGACACCCAAAAAAAAAAAAAAAAGAAGAGAAGGGUUGGUGGGAAUUUCACUUCUCACCAAAAAAAAAAAAUAAAAACAAUGUGUUAUUUUGUUGCACAAAAAAGACUUUGGUGUGUUUUGCCGAAAGAGAAAUUAAGGGGAGAAAAAGAAGAGGUACAACAAAUGGCAAAAAGGAGUGGAAAAAUAUGGAAGGGUGAAAAAGUUAUGAAAUAUGAGAAGGGGGUGGAAUGGAGAAAGAUGGCAAAGAAGGCAAUACAUAUCAUGUUUUCAAGGCAUGAAUGAAGAAGAAGAAGAAAAUCGUCACCAGCUGUUAAAUAUUAGACUUCUUAACAGCCAAGACAGAGGGUAGAUUAUAUUAAACUUUAAAGGGGGAACAUAUUAUUAAAAAAAACAAAAAACAAAAAAAAGAAACG
Morus notabilis is the source of this 1695-nucleotide messenger RNA. Its product is annotated as cyclin-D3-1. Gene Ontology annotation, cellular component: cytoplasm; nucleus; cyclin-dependent protein kinase holoenzyme complex. Gene Ontology annotation, biological process: mitotic cell cycle phase transition; regulation of cyclin-dependent protein serine/threonine kinase activity. Bases 176 to 1282 code for a protein of 368 amino acids. The transcript has 6 exons. NCBI's taxonomy places the organism in Eukaryota, Viridiplantae, Streptophyta, Magnoliopsida, Rosales, Moraceae. Gene Ontology annotation, molecular function: cyclin-dependent protein serine/threonine kinase regulator activity. The record is from RefSeq and is a predicted model, not a curated record.